CCUUAAAAGUAUGAAUAGCAAUAUUACAGAACUUGAGGAUUACUAUAAAACACCAAAAGAGGUCUCCGAAGCCUUGAGGGUUAAGGAUCUCCAAGCGCUUGUUAGAGGUUUAUCGAAAUUAAGAACUCAAUUGACGAUCGCCAUUAAAACCAGAGUAGAUCCAACUGAAAAACAUACCAGACCUCUGGUUGAGUACUGCCAAUCUUGUACCGAUAGUCGGGAGCUUAGCAGUUUAUGGGAUUAUCAAGCCUCGACAAAUAUCCAGGAUUUAGAAUGCAUGUUACCAGAUAUUAUUGGAUUAUUUAUUCGACUUUCAACUACACCUAUUAUCCGUUCCUAUGGUAUUCAGGUUAUUCAAACAAUUUUGCAACGACAAAUGAAAUUUGUAUAUCGUGGUAUAUCCUCCAUGCGCAUCCCUCACUGCCAAUCUACUUAUCGUUUAUUGACUUCGAUCGUUUCGUUUAACGAGUCUACUGCAAGAGAUUUAUUCACCACCUUCAAUUUCCAGGCCGAUGGUUUCUUAAGAGCCUCUAGAUAUCGCCAAGCUAAAAAGACAAAGAAACCACAAAGCUAUAUUUAUGAUUUAAGAACCAAUUAUGUACAAUUUGUUCUUGCCUUCUUUAAGCAUGGUGAUGCUGAUAUUAAGAAACAAGUAUUAAAUGUGAAGGGUCUUGUUAGCGGUGUAUUUGUAGGCAUGGAUGAGGACGCAUAUCCGUUAAUUGAACAAAUUCUUUCAGUCAUGUACGAAAAGUUGAUCAUGGAUAACAACGUGCCUAGAAGUACCAAGGCAUUUUUCUUCUCAGCAUAUAUUUUAGAGAAACUUGCCAAAAUUUAUGCUCGCUCUGAGGAAGAAGAGACUGCUGACGAAGGAACCGGUGUUCCUGCUGAUUUAGUGCAUCAUUUCCUUUUAUCCAUAUGUACUGUACCUGAUGUUGGUGUGUGUUUCCGUGAUACUGCUUGGUAUCCCGCGAAGCCUAACACGGAUGAACAAUCAAAGAACUCCAAGAUCACCAAUCGCUUGUUAGCUAAAUUUAUUGUUACACUUAAGCCAGCAGAUGACAUGCGCCAACAAGAAUUAGUGUUGAAGAUAUUGAGUGCUUGCCCUGAACUUGUUCAAGAGUUUUGGCACCACACCAUUUUAAUGUAUGAGCCUAGAAUCUCCAGUAAAUGGCUUGCUAAUAUUACAUUAUUGCAAAAGAUUGUUCAGUUACCAGUUCCCUCUUUAUUUUAUGGAGUAACACGUCUUUAUCCUGCCGAACCACCCAGCUUCGAAACUAUUUUGGAUAACAUUCUUCCAAACGUUUUUAAUCGCUCACCUUCCAGUAAGGGUCUGCAACAUACUAGCCCACUUGUUAGAUACACAACUAUGGUCGCAUUGUCUGCAGUUUUCCAGAAAUACAGCAAAGUUAGUCAUGCAAUGGAAAAGGUUAUCAUGGCACUUGAAACCUCAGAGAUGAAUCAAAAGGAACAACAGAUUAGUGACGAAUCUUCUGUGCAACAAACAAAGCCAUCCGAAAACUGGAAAAAGUGCCUUGAGAGUGUUCGUGAAGGAUUACGUCGUCGUGUGCCUGAAAUCCAAACUGUGGUUACUUUGCACAAACAAACUUCCAUUAAAAUGGCUGCUGAUGCGGAUGACAAUGAACAGGCUUGCCAAAACCAACUAAUUCAAGAUACAGCAUUCAGAUUGAUCAGAUAUUAUCAAGAGUUUGUUCCUGAAGCAUUGAUGGAAUCCAAUAUUGAUCCUGGAAACUUUAUUCCUGCUGAUAUAUUGUCUGUCAAACCUGGAACUUUAAUUCAUUUAUUGAGACUUUUCCUCAGUAUGCCUGAUUUUAACUGGACUAGCCGAUCAUCUGGUUCUUCUACCUCUCAUAUUACCACAUUAUUAACCCUUUAUCUCCAAACGCCCUAUAAACAUAUCCGUGAUUUGACUGGUAAACUCUUAAACCAAACCUUGUCUGAUUCGUUCAUGUUCGCCCAUGAUCCCGAGGAAGUCCAGCUUUGGUUGAACGCUUUGCCUGAUAAUUUCUCCACUGCCCGUGGUUUAGUAAUGUCAGAAACUCAACAAGCAGUCUUACAGUUUCUGGAUAAUUGUAUCAGUAGAUUCAGUAAAGCGCAAUAUAAAUACACCGAUCAAUUGGUACAACUUGUCAACGCUGCCAACAACGAAAUAACAGCUACCGGCAAUUUAAUCAAUGAACUUGUGUCUGCUGAUUCUAAUGUUAACGCCUCCAAUUACAAACAUCCUUUCAGUCCUUUAUUAUUGACCUUAUGUGAAAAUUUAAACUUUAUCAAGACAGAUAGAACACCCGCGGUACUCUAUCUAACCAACUUGAUCAAGCUUUUACUCACCAAGCAAAGUGUCCCUCUCUAUCUUGAACAAAUCAGCUCUAAAUUAGAUAAGGAGAUGAAUCCGGAUCAAGAUAUUUCAGCCCGCCAAACCGGUCAAUGGACUAAAAACGAAAUGGUCCUUCAAGCCAGAUUGUGUUUAGGUCAAGAAACGGUACCAUCCGCUAACGCAAUGGAGGUUGAUAACGACGAAUUAGAGGAAAAAUUCACUUCACUUAUCAAAACCGAGGAUUUUGAAGAAAUUUCUGCUGUUAAAGAAGAAUUUAUCGAGUUACUUAAGGGAUUGCCUGUGAGUGUUCUCGACAAACAUCUGGAGCGAGCUGCUGCCUUCUGUAGUCGUGAUUUACGAUGGACGUCAUAUGAACCCCUCGUUGACUAUAUGACUCUCCGUCAUCCAUUAGCGGGUAGUGUAUUUGAUUAUACCGAAAUCACUGAUAUGAAAUCUUUGGUUUCAAUGGAGCAUGAACAUUCAGCAUUGUUGUUAAAAGCUAUGCCUUUUAAUUCACUUUUGUAUAAUACUUUUCUUUUCAAGAAAUACGACCAUCAAUUCUCCAUGACAGUAUUGAAGUUCGCCUUGGAUAGUAUGAAGUCUCGUGAUUUGACCAACGCCGCCUCUUUUGUAUUCCAACAUUUAAAUACAAUUUUAAUCAACCAAGAAAACACUGAUAAUUAUGUUGCUUUGAAAUUCUGUUUCACUCUGUUACGUCACAUAAUUGGUUUAGUAAAUCAAAUCCAAGACACCAAGGCACGUACGGAAUUAAGGACGUAUAUCUUUACGUACCCUGCAUUGAAAUAUCUUGACACUCAACUUACAAACGAAAUCCUCAAAUUUGAAAAUCUGAACACAUUCCCUAGUGAGGCCAACGUGUCUUUACUUCAAUUAGCCUUGUCAUUUAUUGAUAUCUUUGGUGAAGGAUCUAACGCACAAACAUUAUUAAACUGUGUAAUUCGUGUUGAUUUUGAAGGACUUUAUACUUUCAGCAAAAAAAUCAUCAAGAAUAAUAAUCUUAAUGAGAUUAUGAAGAAACUUUUACUUGUCCUUGUGGAAUACAUGUACAGCUCAACAUCUGAAGAAUUUUCCAUCCCCAGCAAGGCUUUCAAGAUUAUUACUCAACUCUGGAAAAUGGGUACGACUGAUGAAUUUAAUUUGGAAAUCCUUUCUUUAUUGGAAUUGAGCAUGACUAGAGAACAGAAAAAGAACGAAGCUGAAUCCGACGCCAUUCACGUAUUGUUGGAAGCAUGUUGCGAACCUAUCAUUAAGCACAUUUUGGCUGGUAACAAAUGUAUUAUCGAUAUUGUCUCUCUCCGCUCAGCUUGCAUUGCCUCUUCUGUUAACGUUCCGUUAAUUGUUGCAACCCAUUUAAACGACACCCUUCUAUUGACUCCCAAUUUGGUCGAUGUUAUUCAUAUUGGUUAUGAUUUGUUAUCAGAUAAGUUGGAAGACCAAUUAGAAUAUAUGCAAGCUGUUUUUGAGCACCUUCUCAAACAAUUGACUGCUGCUGCCGAUGCCAACGUUAUGUCGGAUGAAACACCGGAGGAUGCUUUUUAUGACAAGCUUGUGGAAUUCAUUAAAUUAAUGACUUCUUUUAACUGGACCACCAGGCUGGAUUCCGAAGUUGUUCGUGAUUUCGUUUUGACUUCUUUAAUGGAUAAUAUUGCUGAUGCUGCUGCUAUUCGUCUAGUUGGUGUCCUUGUUGAACGCGUCUAUGAAGGGUAUGGAAAAUUAGAACCCAUUGAAAUUUAUCUUCGUCGUAUCCUUGAUCAUCAAGAAUAUCAAAAAUUGACCUCUCCUGAUGUUGCUAAGCUCCUUGCUCGUCAAGUUCCCGAAAAUGAUGCUCAACGUCUUGCUAUCAUUCAAUUGAUUUAUAAAUUGAACAAGAUCCAACCCCUCAUCCUUGCUAGAAAUUAUGGUUUGUUAGACUCCCUUUUGACAAGUUAUAGUGCAACGACUACAGUUACCGAUAAACUUAUUUUGGAAGUUUUAAUGGCUUGUGAAAGCCAUGGCCGCGAGACAAUCCUCCCCAAAAUGUUAAUGUGGGGUCCUGGAUCGGAUCGUACCCGUCAAGCACAUGCUCAAGCUGGCACACUAUUACAGACAAGUGCAAUCUCCAUUGAAACGCUAAGCUUGAUUGACCCAGCUUUGAUGAAAUAUACCUUUACACAUUUUCCUGCUCAAUGCACUCUUCAAGCUACUCACAAUGACACCGAGACAAACGACUUUAGCUCAUCGCCCGUAUAUGAUCCUUCAUUCUUUUUACCUCUCUUUGCAAAUAUCAUUUCUGCUGGUGCUAUCGAAUGUCGUAAAUUUAUUGAAUGUAACGGUCUUGGGUUUGUUGUGAUGGCCAUGUCUUCCACCGAUGAUCAAGUACGUUGCAUUGCAUACCAAAUGAUUGAUCAAUUCUAUGUCAUGGUGGAACACGCUAGAUUUAAAGAACAACCUUCAAUCAUUUUCGUUUUAGAAGCUUUCAAAAAUUCUAUUACUGGCCGUGCAGAAGCCGAUACGCCACCUAGAGUGCCUGCAGCUAUCUGCGUUUGUAUUGGCCAUGCGUUAUCUAUUUUACUUCAUCCAGAACAUUUCAUGCUUCCUCAUAUUACAUCAUGGAUCUUGCAAAACCCUACAUUUGAUUUCAACUACGUCCCCAUGUUUACCUUCCUUUUCACAUCAUCCUCUCCUAAUCAUAGAAAAGAACGUCUCUGGUUGCUCUAUGUUUUAUCAUCUUCGUUACGUACAUAUGAUGACUACAAGAUUUUCUCCAGACAAAGUAUUUUUGAUAUGAUUGCCACAUUUUACAACUCUGCAUAUGCAGAUCAAUUAAGUAAAAAGGCUGUAAUCGAGAUUAUGGAACAAGCAACUGCAAUUCCCAGUGUGACAUCCAAUCUUAUACAGUAUAACGGUUUGUUAGCCUGGAUUCAUCAAGCUUUAGCGCUCGCAUCAGAUGAAGAAGAAUUCCAAGCGUGGAAUAAGAUUUUAAACGCUACUGUAGCUAGCGUCAGUAAGAUUGAAAAAGUACCCGAGAAAGUGAAAGCCAUGUUGAAUGAUGAAAAGACUGUAUUAUUAGAAUUAAAUUAAAUAGUUAAGUUAGUAAAUUGUGUAUAAUAAUAAACCUUUAGAAAAGAUAAAGAAC
Messenger RNA from Mucor mucedo, 5471 nucleotides. RefSeq names its product ribosome 60S biogenesis N-terminal-domain-containing protein. The transcript is spliced from 12 exons. The record is from RefSeq and is a predicted model, not a curated record. Gene Ontology annotation, biological process: maturation of 5.8S rRNA from tricistronic rRNA transcript (SSU-rRNA, 5.8S rRNA, LSU-rRNA); maturation of LSU-rRNA from tricistronic rRNA transcript (SSU-rRNA, 5.8S rRNA, LSU-rRNA). Lineage: Eukaryota; Fungi; Mucoromycota; Mucoromycetes; Mucorales; Mucoraceae. The coding region runs from base 11 to 5416 and encodes 1801 amino acids. Gene Ontology annotation, cellular component: nucleolus.